Messenger RNA from Ogataea philodendri, 972 nucleotides. RefSeq lists its product as uncharacterized. Gene Ontology annotation, cellular component: nucleus; ribonucleoprotein complex; cytoplasm. The transcript has a single exon. Bases 1 to 972 code for a protein of 323 amino acids. Gene Ontology annotation, molecular function: mRNA binding. NCBI's taxonomy places the organism in Eukaryota, Fungi, Ascomycota, Pichiomycetes, Pichiales, Pichiaceae. The record is from RefSeq and is a predicted model, not a curated record.
AUGACAACCGAAUACUCUGACGUUCAGUUGUUUGUCAGACCUAUUGGUCCACAGGUGACACAUGAGGAAGUGGAGGAGUUCUUCUCGCAGGUGGGCCCUUUGAAAGAGCUGAGACUCAUGCCUGGCUAUGCCUUUGUUGAGUACGAGAAUUCCGAGACCGCAGAGAAGGCCUUCAGCGAGUUUGUGGAAAAAACUUUCGCCGGAGAGACUCUUCAGAUCGAGUACGCAAAAAAGAAGCCGGAUUACGCCAAGAAGGGUGAAAAUAGAGUCAAGGUUUCGAAUCUUCCGGCCACUGCAUGGCAAGAUUUCAAAGAUUUCAUCAGAGAAGAAGUGCGGUUGACGCCUACUUUUGUUAGAAUUCCACCAGAUGAUCCAACUAUCUGCCACUUGGAGUUCGCCUCUAGAGAAGAUCUCGAGUCUGCCAUCAGCCAGCUGAAUGGUGUGAGUUACAGAGAUGCACAGCUUGUUGCCGAGGAAGACACCAGUCCUUACAUCGCAUCUGCUUCUAGAUCCCUUGGACCAAGAAGAGGUGGAUACAGAGGUAGAGGUGGCUUCUACAGAGGUGGUAGAGGUGGAUACCCUCCAAGAGGCAGAGGUGGAUACGGUGGACCAAGAGACUACCCUCCAUACAGAGGACCUCCAAGAGGAGACUUUGGUGGAUACCCUUCAAGAGGUGGCUUCGGUCCUCCUCCAGAUGGUCCAAUGGGUGGAUAUGGUGGCCCAUCCCGUGGCCCAAGCUAUAGGGAUUAUGGUGCCCCAGGUGGUCCAGGCGGCUACAGAGGAGGUAGAGGAGGCUACCCACCACGUGGAGGUUACAGAGAGCCUCGUGGAGGAUACCGUGAUUACGACAGAGGAUACAGAGACGGUCCUCCUCCACCAAGAGGCGAGUACAGAUCAAGAGAAGAAGGUGGAUCGUACCCAGAGCAAGGUGAAAGAGAAUAUGCAAGAGACAGAUCUCCAGCAAGAUACUGA